AUGCCUCCACCACCAGCCGAGACUUUCGCCGCCUCGACGACACUCCUAGUCGACGACACUCGGACUCAACGACACUCGCACUCGACGACACUGGGUCGCAAGGGCAAGAGGAAGAGGAAGAGGAAGAGGAAGAGGAAGAGGAAGAGGAAGAGCAAGAGCAAGAGCAAGAAACUCGUCGCCGAGCACCCAAUACCUCGUGCACUGGGAAGGAUACCCGCGAUCAGUCGCCUUCCGACCGCCACCAUGCUGGGUGCUAGACGAGACUCGUCACGCAGGACAAAUUCUCGUUGUCUGCAACCUGAAAGGCUGCACUUCACUGUGUCGGAGAUAUGGCUGAGUCGUCGGAUGAGAUAUCACAUCGCCAUGUCUAUUAAGCCGCGAUGGGUUUCUUGCCUGAACGACUGCGACAAUGCGGAGGGGGAACUCUCCCCGACGGCGUUCUGGACAGCGGAAGAAGAAGAGCCGCGGCUGUGGUCAUGGAGAAGCAUAUGUGGUCUUGGAAUCGGUCUGGUACCAGAGGAGCCGCUUAACCCUGCGGAGAACAUAGUGUCUUUGCCGGAAGUGACUUUGCUCAUCACAGUCUUUAACGGGCGCUUCUCCUGCUUCGUGCAGUUAUGGCACUGCACUACCCUCAUCAGUUGGCGUGAGCCAGAUGCUACGGGCAUGUAA
Messenger RNA from Zymoseptoria tritici IPO323, 669 nucleotides. RefSeq lists its product as uncharacterized. The coding region runs from base 1 to 669 and encodes 222 amino acids. The transcript is spliced from 3 exons. The record is from RefSeq and is a predicted model, not a curated record. NCBI's taxonomy places the organism in Eukaryota, Fungi, Ascomycota, Dothideomycetes, Mycosphaerellales, Mycosphaerellaceae.